Lodderomyces elongisporus is the source of this 2451-nucleotide messenger RNA. RefSeq names its product Gzf3p (gene GZF3). Gene Ontology annotation, molecular function: RNA polymerase II cis-regulatory region sequence-specific DNA binding; zinc ion binding; DNA-binding transcription factor activity, RNA polymerase II-specific. Bases 1 to 2451 code for a protein of 816 amino acids. The record is from RefSeq and is a predicted model, not a curated record. Gene Ontology annotation, biological process: negative regulation of transcription by RNA polymerase II; positive regulation of transcription by RNA polymerase II. NCBI's taxonomy places the organism in Eukaryota, Fungi, Ascomycota, Pichiomycetes, Serinales, Debaryomycetaceae. The transcript has a single exon.
AUGGCUGAUAUCAAAGUUCAACAACGCCCACACCCCCAACCACAACCACAAUCACCACCAUCACCACCACCAACAUCUUCUGCACCUGUUCGAUUAAACAGCCCAUCUGUUGUAUCCACUAACGAAAAUACCACCUCUUCUGGUACCAACAUCAACUACAACAACAAUAAUAGUAUUGCUGUUCCUACUACUACCACUAAUACCAGCUUACCAUCUUUUGAACAGACAAGAAAGAAUAUCCAUGACCACAAUAGACCAAACUUGGCUUCCCAAAUGAAUUCAACUCAAUUACCAGGAGUAGCAAAGUUGGUGUCUUCUUCACAAGACUCUAUAAACCACACAGACCCAAAGAACUACACUCCGCUGUACUGCACUCCUACUUUUAAAGCCAAACUAGGAAGUGUAAAUGUUAAUGGAAAUGGAAAUGUACUUGGUGACUCUAGUGCUUCUACGAGUACAGUCAACUCCCCAAAUUAUCGUAUUAUAGGCCGCGGCCCCGACGAUAUACUGACCUCUUUACCAACACCACCAACCAAAGUCAAGGACGAAGAGGAUGUAGAUGAGGAAGAACAAGAAGAAAAACAAAAACAAAAACAAAAAGAGGAAGUGGAGGAAAAGGAGAAACAACAAAAGCAACGUCAGCCAAAUGCUUCUAUCCAACUCCAAAAACAACAAAGCUUGAGCCAAAACGACUCUUCUGAAGAAAAAAUGUCAUCACCAGUUUGUCGAAAUUGCCAAACUCAAACUACACCACUUUGGAGAAGAGACGAGACCGGACAGGUCUUGUGUAACGCUUGUGGAUUAUUUCUUAAAUUACACGGAAGACCAAGACCCAUUAGCUUAAAGACAGACACCAUAAAGUCGAGAAAUAGAGUUAAACACAGCGGAGCAGGAGGAAAUUCCAAUAGUGGAUCAAAUACUAAUAAUUCACAAUCACAAUCACAAUCACAGCAACAACAACAUCAAUCUGUUUCCUCAGCAAAAACUUCAGGCGCAAACACUCCAGAACUCAAAUCAAAAGACUCGAGAGAUGCUAAAGAGUCAAAGAGCAAAAAACAAACAUCGCCAAAAUUGAAGAAAUUUAAAAGCGGAAACAAGUCUGACUUGACUCCACUCUUGCCAAACACCAAUAAGGAAUCAUACCAUCACAACCAUCCUUCCCUAUUAUCCACCACCACUAAUACUACCACUACUACUGCUUCUUCUUCUUCUUCUGCUUUACCUGUUAACAUGGGUAUGCAAAACCAUCACUUGAUGCAUUCUCAAGUUCCAUUACACUACCCAUCCUCAACACCAGCACAAUUUGCACCGGGCUUGAGAAGAAUUACAUCUCCAUUGUUACUCUCCUCACCAGCAGUGAAAAACGAGGCUGAUCACCAAUUGAAUUCAUUACAAGCAGCAGCUGGUGUUUUGGAGAAUUUGUCUAACUCAUCAAACAUGUCAAAUGAGUUGGGACCAAAUGCUACCUUCAAAGGAGGAGUCUCAUUACUCAACAAAAAGGGUAACAAACCAUACCAACAAUAUUCGAAAAAUGGUAGUGGUUCAUUGUUUGGAGCAGUACCAACAACUACUUCAACUACAGGAACACCAGCACCACAUUUACCUCGAUUACCACCAUUAAACAAGAACUCACCUGUGUUUGGUGGCGUUAAUGGCGACCACAACGGCCACACCAGCAAUGGUAUUAGUAGAGCAUCAACACCAACUUUACCACCCUUGCACGAAAUGGCCAAUGGUCAAUCUACUUCAGGAAAUGCUGGUGUUUCAAAGCCAUUUGACUCACUUUCCAUGUCGAUGCACUCUAAUGGUGCAACAAAUCAAAACAGCAGUAAUCAAGGCAACCAAAACAGUUCCAACUCGUUCAAUAAUGGAAACAACGAUAACAGAAGUAGUAUUAAUAGUAAUAAUAACAAUACUAAUAACGGUAAUAAUACUUUGCAACAACAACAGCAGCAGCAACAACAGCAACAGCAGCAACAACAAGCACCACCUCCGCCACCGCCGCCACCUUCAUCUAAUCAAACAUUUACAUCUACACAUGAGAUUACUUUACUCAAGACAAGAAUCUCUGAGUUGGAGUUGGUCAAUGACUUGUACAGAACAAGAAUAAUGGAACUUGAGGCAAUGGAACAGGCUGCUAGAUUGAGAGAAAAUUCAAUGAGGAAAAGACUAGAUGAAGUGAUGAAUUUACAAGCAAGUACCUUGCUUCAACAUCAACAACACCAACAGCAACAACAUCAGCAGCAGCAGCAACAAAGACUAGAGGAACAAAGCGUUGACUCAACAUCACCCAAUCAUCAACCACACCAAAGCCAGUUACCCUCUUUUCAAAACAAAUCUGGCACAACACCAGCAUCGUACAAUCACCAAAAUGAGUAUGGAGUUAUGCUUGCACCAUUGAAACGUGAUCACGAAGGAAACACUAUUGACAAGAGAAAAAAUAUUAGUUGA